AUGAAGACCAUUUCUUCAUUCUCCCUGCUUGUCCUCUGCCUGGCUGCACUGCAACUGCACGCCAAUGCCUCCCACUCCCAGUCCCAGUCCCAGGAGGCUCAGCUCAAGAAAUUCAUCUCGUCUAGGAAGAACAGCGCCACCAGCAGCGACACGUUCCGAGUGCGUAACAUAGCUGACAGGGUUGCCGGCAGCCUGAGUGCGGAGAGCACCGUCUCUGACCAGAGCUCCAUGAAGGCCGCCGACAAGAUCACGGCGUUGCCCGGGCAGCCGGAGGGCGUCGACUUCGACCAGUACGGCGGGUACGUGACCGUCGAUGCGGAGAACGGCCGCGCGCUCUUCUACUACCUCGUGGAGUCGCCUUCCGGUGCCUCGGACAAGCCACUCGUCCUGUGGCUCAACGGAGUGACACUUCUUGCGUACACAGGGCCAGGAUGCUCGUCGCUGGGAUACGGCGCAAUGCAGGAACUUGGCCCGUUCCGCGUAACCGAGGACAACAAAACGCUCAGCAGAAACGUGAACGCCUGGAACAACGUGGCUAACGUGAUCUUCCUCGAGUCGCCUGCCGGUGUGGGAUAUUCCUACUCGAACACGUCUUCGGACUAUGAUCUCAGCGGAGACGAGAGAACCGCCGAUGAUGCCUACGUGUUUCUGGUGAAAUGGCUUGAGAGGUUCCCGGAGUACAAGGACCGCGCCUUCUACAUCUCCGGGGAGAGCUACGCCGGACACUACGUGCCGGAGCUCGCCGCCACCAUCCUGCUCCACAACACAUACAACAAUAGAACCGUCAUAAACCUUCAGGGUAUCUUGGUGGGCAAUCCAUACCUUGAUGGGAACCAGAAUAUUAAGGGGGCCGUUGACUACUUCUGGACCCACGCGGUGAUGUCCGAUGAGGUCUACGCCAAUAUCACCAAGAACUGCGACUUUGACAACUUGAAUGGUACAUUUACAGAUGCCGCCUGCAUGGGAGCGGCCGUGGCGUUCGACUCUGGCUACAUCGAUGGCUACAACAUAUACGCUCCGGUCUGCAUAGACGCACCCAAUGGAACGUAUUACCCCGCUGGCUACUUACCUGGGUAUGAUCCGUGCAGUUACUAUCCUACGGAUGCCUACCUCAAUGAUCCAGCGGUGCAGAUGGCUUUCCACGCUAGGACGACGAAGUGGUCAGGCUGCGCAAAUUUGAACUGGACAGAUGGGCCAAUGUCCAUGCUUCCAACCAUGAAAUGGUUGAUCGAAAGCAAGCUGCCGAUUUGGAUAUUCAGUGGUGAUUUUGAUUCUGUGUGCCCGCUGCCGGCGACGAGGUAUUCUAUCCAAGACAUGGCCCUCUCUGUGACCACUCCAUGGCGCCCAUGGACAGCAAAGGAGGAGGUUGGAGGAUAUGUUCAGCAGUACGCGGGGGGAUUCACAUUCCUAUCUGUGAGGGGAGCUGGCCAUAUGGUUCCAUCCUUCCAGCCUGAGAGGGCAUUGGUGAUGUUGAGCUCAUUCCUGCAAGGGGUGCUCCCACCUUACGUAGAACAGCAGUGA
This is a messenger RNA of Triticum urartu, 1521 nucleotides long. Lineage: Eukaryota; Viridiplantae; Streptophyta; Magnoliopsida; Poales; Poaceae. The record is from RefSeq and is a predicted model, not a curated record.